GAAUCCUCUCGCCUGUUUCAUUACUUGUGGUUUUAAAGGAGUGCUAACCAAGCAUAUAAAGAGGAAACGGAUUCAAAUGCCAUUUCAAGUUGACACCAGCUGGUAUCAGUUCUCCAAAGAAGCUCAAAGCCAGCAAAAUGAUGAUUCAGUAUCAGAGCAACAAAACCUAACCCAUUCGGAAUGAUCAGAAACAGAAUACAUUAAAAUAAAAAAUAUUUGCCGUGACUUUAUUUUGCAAGACAUUCAGAAGUGAGUAAAUCUCCCUGGUUCCCUAUUUGGAGCAGGUGUCUGUGUCGAUUACAUUAGCAGCAAAUGCAUGUUUUUAGUUGUAUUUCUCAGUGCAUCGGUUAUUACCUCUUCAGUAAUUGGUUUAGAUCAUUGGUUACUGAUUUGAAGCAUUAGUGUUUAAUCCAUGUACUCUUCACCCAGUCCUUUUGAGACGUGCCACUGAAAGGGUCUGAAUUUAUCACAGCAGCUAUCCAACCAGACAAAACAUAGUCGUUUUACAAGUUUCUCUCCGUGGUUGCAAACCCCAAGGCUUUUAGGGCUCCUGAUUUUCCAUUCUGGGAAUGGCAAAUUCCGUUUCAGAGUGACCCAAUUCCGUUUUUACCAGUAUAUUAAGAACUAACGUAAUUUUGAACAUAAAUAACAUUUUGACAUUAAAUCUGUUGAAUUCAUGUUUGGGUUUUUUGGGGUUUAUUUUAAUGUAAGUCCCUGAGAUACUGUGUAGUUUUCAGGAAAAAAAAUCUUUCUUAAAGCAGUCCACAAGUAACAAUGUGCUGUAGGUCAGUCAGCAAAUAAAGGUGUUUAAAAAAAAAAAACAGCAUCUUGCUGUCAUUACAAUGUACAGACUAGUCAAACGAUGGGCAUUAUUACAGAAAUGUACAAUUUUCAUAAAAUUACAAAUUAAAUCCAAUGUUCAGGACACUAUUCUCUCAUGUGCAGUUUCAUCUGCAACAGCGCAGACUGGUUUGUGCUGUACUUGCUGUAAAGCUGCUUGCAUGUGUUUCUCGUAUACCCUGGACAGACAGAGCUGCCUUAGUUAGAGCAGGGCUCUUCAACUAGUUUUUUUAAUUCAAGGGGGCUAGAUCGGAAAAAAGUUAAGAGUAGGCAGGCCAGUGUAUUUUACUCUGCACAUUUAAGAAGUAUAAUAAAUUUGGUAUAACUUAAUGUGCACAUGUUGAACAAGAGAAACAUUUUGCUGUAUGAAUAGUACUUUAAUAACAGAACCGUGUGAGAAUUUAACUGAGUAUCAUUAAACAUUUUAAAAUGUGUUAAUAGUGUAACUUAAGAGAUCAGCGCGCCUACUUUUGAGCUUCUACCUGCUCAGCCCUCUGGAUACGUAUUUUGAAAAGCUCUUUGUUUGGUUUCAGAAUGUCUUUUCAUAUUGGAUUCCUUGGUCCACUCAUUCACCGUCACGUUUUCAGUUCUUACUAGCUAGACUAGAGAGCCAUGUUAUAGCAACACGAGUUUAAAAAAAAAAAAAAAAAAAAAAAAAAAGUCAUCUGUGAGUAUGUAAUGUUAUUAAGGAGUUGAUGAUAAAUUAGAAGUAAGUUAUAAACCCUAAGGUUUCACCUCGACCACCGUGUCGUUUCCUUGUGUUGAGUGAGGGGUUGGGUGAAGGGGUAACAGAUUUGUGAUAAUAGCUAAAUAAAUGAAUACAUGAGUUCGAUCAAGUUUUUUUAAUCGGGGUUGACGAUCGGUUUUUUUCAGGCACUUUUCUGUAUAUACAACUCCAAUAUUAUUCCACAGAAUAGAACAGCUAGUUGCUUUUCUAAACAACUCGACUCCCACAGCACACAGGCAGCCCCGCAGCAGAGACACAGUCCAUCAGCGUGACACCCUCACAACCACCUGUUUACUCAUUACCCAACGAUCCAAAUAAACGUACAAAAAAGUUUUAUAAAAGCGUCAUCACUCUGCUUCUGGGUAGUGUAGUUUUCAAAGCAAUCCCAUUUUUUAUGGGAGAAUAACAGUGGUAAAAGAUGGUUUGCCUAGUUUUUUUUUUUUUUUUUUUUUUAAGUUGCAUUUGCAAAGCAGAAUUCCAUUCCCAAAAUGCCACUUCAGUUCCCACUGCCUAAUUCUGCGAUUCUGUGAUCGUGGAAAAUCAAUAGCCCUACACGAGAAACAAACUACUGCUGUAACUUCUCAAUUUUAUUUUUCACUGCCAAGAAAUUCCCCAUGUCUCGUUCGUUCCUUUGAACUUCAGUGAUCCCAAAGGAAUCUUUCCCACCCAGUUCUCAGGACUGUCUCAGUGUGUUCGGUUCUGCAGGUCGAUUCUCUCAUGUCCGCACCCCCCCAGAGUAAUUUGCCGCUUUUAUCCGCUAGAUCACAAAAAGAACAGCAAGGCAAAAGAACACGCCGAGGAGGGAAGUUCUGACGGCCACUGCCCCUUAAAGAGGAAGAGACGGAGCAAAACCUUUCAGAGCUGCUGGAAGUCUGACUAUGACUGGAUUAAGGAGAGCAAGCAGGGAUGCCAUUUCGCUUACUGCAGAAUUUGCUGCCUGGAUUUCAGUGUCCAGCACCAAGGCCUGCAGAGCGCAGAGCAGCAUGGAGCCGGAGACCAGCAUAUGGAGAACGCAGAGAGGAGAGAGCUGGAGCUGAAUCCGAGGGGGGACCCACCACUCUCAUCAAAAACCAAAACGGAAGCUGCCUUCGUAAGCCUGCUCCGGGCUCAGAACAUCGCACCUGCCUCCUGGGACCCCCUCCUGAAGUUCCUCCAGAAGCACUGCAGGGAGCCCGGAGUGGUGAAAGAGCUGUGCUGCGACCCCAGUCUGUCCAGAUGCAUCGCCGAAGACGUGCUGGGACCGCAGUAUCAGAGUGCUGUGGUCGCAGAGUGCCGGCGGCUCCCAUUUUGCGUUUAUCUCGACACAGACUUGGCUGCGGAUGGCACUCCGCUCCUCUUUGUGCUGGUUGGGUUUUUUCAGCCGGACUUGGCGAGGAACGUUGUGCGGUUUCUUGACAUGCUGAGCUGUUCUCCGGGUUCUGGAGAAGCUUUGAUCGACGGCCUCAAAGACACUUUCACCCGGUACAAGAUCCCCUCAGCCCAGCUCGUUGCCUUCUACUCACACAGCUCCAUCUCAGCAACGGAGGAGACUUUGGUCUUGCAGCAGAUUAACCCCAGAGUCCUCAACUUGGGGCACCUCUUCCACCUCGCAGACCUCGCCUGUGCGUCUGGAGUUCGAGCGCUGGAGGCUCCAGUGGAGGAGCUGCUUAGCGAUAUCCACCUGCAUUGGUCCUCCAGCCAGGAGGGGCAGCAUAAGCUGCAGCAGCCUUUUCUCUUAGACUUCGAGCUGUCUGAAACAUUCACGCUUGCCAACAAAGGAUGUCUGAAGGUGACGGCCGCGGUCGAGCGGAUGGUGGAUAUUUGGCCGACUCUCCUUUCUCACUUCCUCUCCCACCAGUCCCGGACGGACAAAACCGAAGUGGUGUGCAGGCGCCUGCAGAGCCAGGAGCUGAGAGUGACGUUCCUGUUCCUGAAGCACGCGCUGGGGCCCCUGGGCGCACUGCACCGGGCUCUGCGCAGCAGAGAGGGAGACCCGGCUGGCAUGCAGAAGGCGAUCAGCAGCGCGGCGCGGGUUUACGCAGGCAGGCUCCUGCUCCCUGGAGCUGCCAUUCUCAUACUAAAAGGGAGCAACGAUCUGACCGCAUUGGACGACCCGAAAAACUACCUGCCCUGGAACGAGGUCGGCACAGGCCCCGAAGUGGAGCUGUACCUCCAAGAUCAGCACCUGGAAAACUCUGUGAUGGAAAGCCGCAUCUUCCACCAGGCUGCCUCGUUCUACUCGGCCGUGUUGAAGGAGAUCCUCGGGAGAUCUCCUCCGGGGGGCGGCUUUCUGAAGGGCUUGACCGCGGUGCUGGAGCCCCACAAGGUGUCUCGGAGAGACCUGCUGGGCUGGGAUGCUCAGCUGGGGGUCUGCGGCACGGAGGAAGGAAGCCACCUGCUGAAGGAGUUUUUCCUUUACCAGAGGUUUGUGGGCUUGCAGCAGACGACACUGACAGAGGCGGCGGCCCGAGACUCCUCCCCCCAGCGGUACUGGAGCCAGGUUUUCAAAGACAUGGCAGUGGAAGGCUUGCACCUGCCGCUGUUUGAAAGGCUGGUGCUGUCCCUGCUCUGUCUCCCGCUGUCCCUCCGGGAAUCGGAGGGGGUCGUGGGGCGAGUCAGGGAAUCGAAGACUGCACUGUGCCACUCUGUGAACCUGCGCACUCUGAAGGCUCUCCUCGCCAUCGGAGUGAACGAGGAUCGGGAAUGCCAUGCGGUUCAGCAUUCCUCUGAGGUGCUGGAGGCCUGCAGGAAACUGAAAGAGUCGCGCAGCAAAGACCCCGAGGCUGAGGAGCAGCCAUCUGCCACAGAACUCCACUUGCCUUGUGACCUGAAGCCUUGCUGAGACGUGUUACUUAUGACUGAACUCUGUCCCGUUCCAAUAGGCAAGCAGGGAGGCUCAUGGCCAUCUGCUUCUGCAGUCCAGUUGCACAGAUCUCUGUAUGAUAGCUAAUUGUCACUGAUACAGUAAAUGCAGAUAGCCUGGGCGGUGAUUCAGUUUCAAAGAUCUCUGUAUGAUAGCUAAUUGUCACUGAUACAGUAAAUGCAGAUAGACUGAACAGUGAUUCUGAAUUUGUGCAACGUUGUUCCGCAUUUUUUCUGUUUCUGUUUCUAUUUAUAUGUUGACAUUAUUGAGCAAUAAAAUGUGCAAAAUCCAGCUCUGUCGUGACAGCUGUCCGCUUCUCAAUCUCCACACUCGGGGUCUCCAUUCGUAAGCUUUUUGCAUCGCAUUGUGACCCAAAAAAUACUGCUUUAGUUCCUAUCUCCACAGCCCCUCAAAUACAAACAAACGAAUGGGGUUCAGAUCAAAAAUAUUUGUUCAGUUUUUUUUUUUUUACUGAAGACCAUGUGCUUGCUUUCACCCCUGUCAUGUCAUAUGCAGUACAUACUUGUAAGAACAUGCUGGGUGGGUGAUGGUGUUUGAUUCAUUUAAAUGUUAAUUGCACACUAAACUCUUGACACAAACCAGCACCUCAGUAAAGUCCAAAUUCUCUAGUGCACAGCAUGAACUGUUUUGUUAAUUUAGUACACAUUGUUGAUGCAUUUUAUUAUUUCAUGUACGAGUUGAAUCUUACCUACCGUAUUCCUUUAGAAUUUAUGAUGCAGCCCAUUUUUCCCAUCCUCAAUUUGAGAAUAGAUCAAACAUCAAAUACAGACGCAUUUACAUACAACCUAAAUUACUCAAUCCAAGAGCCAUUUAUACAGAGGAAUGCUCCAGUUUGAACGCUACAAACUCGUCUAUUAGGCAUAUUGUACAUUGGUAACUCAACAUGCCUGGAACAGCAACCAAUCUGUCCUAGUCGUCAUCCUGAGUUGUUACUGACAUCUCCCAGACAAUGACUCCCGCUUCUUUGAACAUGGCUGUCUAUGUCAGUGAUGACUGGACAGGGCAGUGACGGUCCUGUUUGUGUACUUGGGCAGUCACAUCUUUUGUUGGUGGUUUUGAAUACAUGCAUCACUACACUCGAGUUUAAGACGCAGGCCAUUUUUGAAAUACAGUAGUAAGUGACCGUUCUAGUGUUGGUCAGGAAAUAAUUGCUUGUGUUGAAGUAAAAAAAAAAAAAAAAAAAAAAAAAAACACAGCUGGUUAAAUAUUGUUACAGCUAGAAACGCAUUCAGCAACCAGCUUUGUGAUCGCUAAUCUGCAGUGAGGACAUGUGUAAUUCACAAGCAAGAAACAAAAUAAAGUGUAGACUUCAGAAAAGCCUUCCAAUACAGUGGACAGUCUUAUUUGUACUAAUAUGACUUUUAACUGUUCCCCAGCACACCCCACAAGUAUGAAACAUGAACUCUCCUUUCAUAACCCAUUAUAUUCGGACAUUUUCCAUGCUGGUCAAAAAACAGACUGGGGUUCUGUUGUGGUUGGUUAUCCUGGGGUGAUCCUUCUGUACAGUUAGCUUGUGGUACUUGCUGGAAGAUUUUGCACCAUUUUGCAGCUCCUGAUCAAUGCUUACCAACAAGUUCUAAACAAAACAACCUUAUUAAAAGUAAAUCAAUAAAAACCCUGCCUGUUUUGCUCCCUUG
Polyodon spathula (Mississippi paddlefish) is the source of this 6067-nucleotide messenger RNA. RefSeq lists its product as uncharacterized. The transcript has a single exon. NCBI's taxonomy places the organism in Eukaryota, Metazoa, Chordata, Actinopteri, Acipenseriformes, Polyodontidae. Bases 2571 to 4388 code for a protein of 605 amino acids. The record is from RefSeq and is a predicted model, not a curated record.